Messenger RNA from Eurypyga helias (sunbittern), 969 nucleotides. RefSeq names its product mitochondrial ribosomal protein L3 (gene MRPL3). Lineage: Eukaryota; Metazoa; Chordata; Aves; Eurypygiformes; Eurypygidae. Gene Ontology annotation, biological process: translation. The record is from RefSeq and is a predicted model, not a curated record. The transcript is spliced from 9 exons. The annotation marks the transcript as partial. Gene Ontology annotation, molecular function: structural constituent of ribosome. Gene Ontology annotation, cellular component: mitochondrial large ribosomal subunit; ribosome.
AACUUCUUCCCACCACUGGAAAGGGGGCAGCUUGGCUUUCUGGUCAGAAACGUUAACAGUACAACGUGGUGGCAUGAGCAUCUUUCUGAAGAGAAUGUCGAGUUCCUCAAGAAGAUAACUGCGGAGGAAUACAAGGCUCAGACAGCCAGCAAGCUGUGCCCUCUGAAAGAUGAGCCAUGGCCACUGAAUGAAUGGAAACCAGAUUCCAUGAGAGUUGGUGUUGUUGCAGUGAAACUGGGAAUGAUGCCAAUAUGGACCAAGUCAGGAAAAAAACAUGCUGUCACACUACUUAAGGUGCAAGAUUGCCAUGUUUUAAAAUACAUUUCCAAGGAAGAGUCGGGUGGAAAAACAUCUAAGCUACUUGUUGGAGGCAAAAACACAUCCCCCUUUUAUAAAACAGAGUCUGCAAUGGAAAUUUUUAAAGCAGCUGGAGUGCCACGAAAGCAGAAAGUUACAACAUUUAAUGUGACAGAGGAUGCCCUAAUUAAACCAGGUACUCCUUUGUAUGCUGCUCAUUUCCGCCCAGGGCAGUACGUGGAUGUUACUGCAAAAACAAUUGGUAAAGGAUUUCAAGGUGUCAUGAAAAGGUGGGGAUUUAAAGGUCAGCCUGCGAGCCAUGGCCAGACGAAAACUCACAGACGCCCUGGAGCCAUAUCUACCAAUAAAGCUGCCAAAGUUUAUCGCGGAAAGAAAAUGCCUGGUAAAAUGGGUAACAUCUAUAGGACAUCAUUUGGGUUAAAGGUGUGGAGGAUCAACACAAAACAUGACAUUAUUUAUGUAAAUGGGUCUGUUCCAGGUCACACAAAUUGCCUGGUGAAGGUGAAAGAUAGCAGACUGCCAACUUACAAGGACUGCAAUAAAAACCCUCCAUUCCCUACAUUUUUUGCUGAUGGAGAUGAAAAACUACCAGAAGACUUGUAUGAUGAGGAGAUUUUCCAGUUCACGGAUCCAUCUGUCACGUACACAUAA